Molecule: messenger RNA, 6369 nt
Organism: Peromyscus californicus insignis
Lineage: Eukaryota; Metazoa; Chordata; Mammalia; Rodentia; Cricetidae
Gene: Znf654
Product: zinc finger protein 654
Exons: 9
Coding region: 96-3434 (1112 amino acids)
Biological process (GO): regulation of transcription by RNA polymerase II
Cellular component (GO): nucleus
Molecular function (GO): DNA-binding transcription factor activity, RNA polymerase II-specific; DNA binding
Source: RefSeq, a predicted model, not a curated record
AGGAGGAGGAGGAGGUUAACCCAGGCAGCGGCGGCGGCGGCGGCGGCGGCGGCGGCGGCGCAGGGGCUGGGUACGCGCUGGGCGGCGAGAGCCUCAUGGCGGAGGAAGAGAGCGAUCAAGAGGCCGAACGCCUCGGAGAAGAGCUCGUGGCCAUUGUGGAGUCCCCCCCGGGCCCUGUGGGGCUCAGAGCUGCGGGCGACGGCAGAGGGGCCGCCGGCGUUAGCGGCUGUGGCGGCGGCGUCGGGAUCAGCAGCCGGGAUUACUGCCGACGCUUCUGUCAGGUGGUUGAAGAUUAUGCUGGACGAUGGCAGGUCCCUUUGCCACAGCUUCAGGUUCUUCAGACUGCACUUUGCUGUUUCACCUCAGCCAGCGCAUCCUUCCCAGAUGAAUGUGAGCACGUGCAGUAUGUUUUGAGUAGUCUUGCUGUGAGUUUCUUUGAGUUGCUCCUGUUCUUCGGAAGAGAUGAGUUUUAUGAAGAACCCUUAAAGGAUAUUCUUGGCUCAUUCCAGGAAUGCCAGAAUCACCUCCGCAGAUAUGGAAAUGUGAAUCUGGAACUGGUGACUCGAAUCAUUAGAGAUGGUGGCCCAUGGGAAGAUCCAGUGUUGCAAGCUGUUCUUAAAGCCCAACCGGCAUCUCAGGAGAUAGUGAACAAAUACUUAAGUUCUGAAAAUCCACUGUUCUUUGAACUACGUGCCAGAUACCUAAUUGCCUGUGAGCGCAUACCUGAAGCAAUGGCUCUUAUUAAAUCUUGUAUAAAUCACCCAGAAAUCGGUAAAGACUUGUACUUCCAUCAAGCACUCUUCACCUGUCUGUUUAUGUCACCCGUAGAGGAUCAGCUAUUCCGGGAGCAUUUGUUGAAAACUGACUGCAAGAGUGGAAUUGAUAUCAUCUGUAACACUGAAAAGGAAGGCAAGACUUUGCUAGCCUUACAACUCUGUGAAUCCUUUCUUAUCCCACAGCUCCAGAAUGGGGACAUGUACUACAUAUGGGAGUUGAUUUUCAUAUGGAGUAAACUACAGCUUAAAUCGAAUCCUUCGAAACAAGUGUUUGUAGAUCAAUGUUAUCAACUUUUAAGAACAGCAACUAAUGUGAGAGUCAUAUUUCCUUUCAUGAAAAUCAUUAAAGAUGAGGUUGAGGAAGAAGGCUUACAAAUUUGUGUUGAAAUAUGUGGUUGUGCCCUCCAGCUUGAUCUUCAUGAUGAUCCUGAAACUAAAUGUCUAAUUUAUAAGACAAUUGCAUAUUUUUUGCCAAAUGAUCUAGAGAUCGUCAGGGUUUGUGCUCUCUCAGUAUUUUUUCUCGAGCGUUCCUUAGAGGCCUACCACACUGUUGAAGAGCUUUACAGACGUCCUGAUGAAGAGUAUAGUGAAGGCACAAGUACUGUUCAAAAUCGGGUUCGCUUUGAAUUACUGCCAAUUUUGAAAAAGGGAUUGUUUUUUGAUCCUGAGUUUUGGAACUUUGUAAUGAUUAAGAAAAACUGUGUGGCAUUACUGCGUGAUAAGUCAGCAGUGAGACUUCUGAAUGAAAAUACACUGGAGAAUUCUGCAGGUAGUCUAAAAAAGACAGUGGGCCAGCAGAGCGUGGAUGAAGGGCUUGACACAGUCCCAGAUCAGAGCCCUGGAGAGACUGAUUUUGAUGAUGUGUCUGGAGUGCAGCCUAAAGGGCAUGUUAAUGUGAAGAGAAGCCUCACUGCUCUUAACACUUCCAAAGUGGAUCACAGUGUCCCAAGGCAUCGGUGCAUGUUAUGUAACAAGGAAUUCCUAGGUGGCCACAUUGUAAGGCACGCCCAGGCUCAUCAGAAAAAAGGCAGUUUUUCCUGUGUGAUCUGUGGUAGGAAAUUUAGAAACAGAGGACUUAUGCAGAAGCAUUUAAAGAACCAUGUUAAGAAGAUCCAGAGACAGCAGAUUGCUACAGCACAACAGGAUGAUCCAGAAGUUAUCACUCUGGAAGAGAUAAACUGUUCCAAAUCGUCCAUUUCUUUUGAAAAUGGAAAUUCAAAUACUAAGGGUUUAGAAAUAGAGACAUUGACUGCUUCCAGUGAUAGAAACAAAGAGGUCAUCCGUGAACACAUGGCUGAAUUCAUUAAAAUUCCCAUUGGUAGACCAGAGAAUGCUAUUGAAAAUGGCAGACCAGACACUUCUUUCAAUAAUAUCUCCGAGUCUUUACCUCAGUGUGAUGAUGACUAUGAAGAGGAAGAAAAUGAAGAUGAUUAUGAAGAUGAUUAUGACCUGAAUCAAGAAACAUCAGUACUUCAUAAAAUCAAUGGAACUGUGUGCCAUCCAAAAGAUGUAUAUGCUACAGACCAAGAAGGCAACUUCAAGUGCCCUGCUCUUGGCUGUGUAAGGAUAUUUAAAAGAAUUGGAUUUUUAAAUAUGCAUGCAAGGACUGUACAUCCAACUGAUUUAAAUGUGCGGCAAACAGUAAUGAAGUGGAGCAAAGGAAAAUGCAAAUUUUGCCAAAGGCAAUUUGAAGAUUCUCAACAUUUUAUAGAUCACCUUAAUAGACACAGCUAUCCAAAUGUGUACUUUUGUUUGCAUUUUAAUUGCAAUGAGUCAUUUAAGCUGCCAUUCCAGCUUGCUCAGCAUACAAAAAGUCACAGGAUAUUUCAAGCUCAGUGUAGUUUUCCAGAAUGCCACGAGCUUUUUGAAGAUCUUCCUCUGUUAUAUGAACAUGAGGCCCAGCAUUACUUAAGCAAAACUCCGGAAUCAUCUGCACAACUGAGUGCAGCAGUUCCUAAUCAUCAGGAAAUAGACCCAUCUAGUAAUGAGAACCAAAUGAUUUAUCAGCCAGUUUCUACUAGUAAAUCAAGGAAAGAUUCUACAGAACCAAAGACAUGUAUAGACACUAUGGAAAAGAAAACAGACAGUUUAGUUCAGAAUGGAAAUGAACAUUCUGAUGAUACUGUUUCAAAUAUAAGCUUGAUAGACCAAAAGAUGCCUGCCAUAGAGCCAAAUCCUGAAAAUAGUCAUAGUACCAGUGACUUAGUCAAUGGACACAGUGAAAUAGAGCAAACACUGUUAGGUGCAUCAGAUCCUAAUCUGAAAACAGAUAGAAACAGGACGGAAAAUGGUUCUAUUUUACCGAAUGUUGUAUCACAAGAACACCAUGCCCUGUCAGUAUCUCAGGCGCCAUCCAAACCAAAUCUUACAAGUGAACAUACUUCAUAUGGCUUAAUUUUAACAAAGCCAUAUGUCAGACCAUUGCCUCCCAGUUACCUUGAUGAACGAUACCUUAGUAUGCCAAAACGCAGAAAAUUUCUGACUGAUCGAGUAGAUUCCUGUUCUGAUCAAGAUAACAUAUGUAAAAAACCAGUAAAAAGAUUACGAUGUGGCAAAUGCCUGACCACCUACUGUAAUGCAGAAGCACUUGAGGCUCAUCUUGCACAAAAGAAAUGUCAGACACUCUUUGGAUUUGAUUCAGAUGAUGAAAGUGCCUGAUAAUGUCUCAGAUCUGUUGAUCAUGCAGUAGUGUUUUUAAAAAAAAAACACUACAAGAAAAUGCAUCAUCAGUUUGCUAUUUCCCUGAUGGCCUUAAUUUUAGAGUGGUCUCGGAUUACUAAAGAAAAGACAAAGCACAUUUUCUGGAAUGAACUUGCAGAGGAGAUGUGCCAGCUAAGACUCCAAAAGGGUUAUAAAACUCCCAAAGUACCAGUUAUCCAUGAAACCACACUUUUUAAAAGUUUAUGGUGAUUAGUAGCAGCAUGUUCAGUUUUGCUUAUGUGAAAACACAUUUGGAUAACUAGUCAGAAAUAAAAACCAGCUAUGGCCUUACUGAAGAAAGGAAAAUGUUGAUUCAUUAUAGUACAAGGUGGAGGGGGAGCUGGUUUACAAUAAACAAUGUAAAACAUUCUGAAAAUGGGAAUUGUUUUCUUGUUAUGCAUAUUCAUUAUGUCUUCCCUUCUGGUCAAACAUAUUUUAUAGAACUGUUCAUUGCUCUUUAGUUUGUGAUAUAAUUUAGAAGCUGACACAUAGAAAUGAAGCUUGAUUUACCACCAUGCUAUCUACUAAAGAUUGUAACAUUUUUUCCUGAUAAUUAAGUAGACAGGUCAAAGUUCAGUGAAUGGCAUGCCACCAUUGAAAAAUUAAAAUCAAAACAGAAACAGUGCUUGGCUAAUAAGCUCUUGAUAAGAAUGUUCAGCAUUCCACUUCUGUAAAGUCAGUUAGUUAUAUUUAAAAGGCAGCAGUGUUAAGUAGAAAAGUAAGAAAAGUAUCAGUUACUUUGGGGGGAUGCGAGAAGAAUCUAAGACCAUCACAUGCUAGACAAUUGAAGGAAAACACUGAAUUAAAAAUUCUUCAAUGUGAAUAAUGGUAAAAGCACACUGGGAUAUUUCUAUCUGUACAUAGUUUUAGGACAUUGCUUGAUGAUUCAUAGUAAAGUCCUUUAGACAUUAGUGUGAGUUAUCUAAGUAUGGUCCUAUGAAAAUAAUUGGCUUAAAAGUAUGUCAGUUAAGAAUCAGAUCAAGAGUUCAUUUUAUUCAGUUAGGAGAAUUUAUUCCAAAGUAAGCCAUACUAAUGUACUUUCUUCAAUAGUGAUAAAUUUGGCUCGCAUAAUAAUUUUUAUAUUUAAGGAAGUAUUUACACCAGAAUUUGCACAACAGGAACACAAUAAGAUAUGUUAAUGCAUUACUGUCCUUGGUGACCAUUAAUUUCCCUAAGGAAGAUUUUAACUUAAUGGAUUAUUAAAACAAAUGUUUUACAGAUUAAAAAAAAUCCUCUAGAUAUUUCCCACCUAUCUAUUAUUAAAAGAAGAUGCUUACAGAUCUCCUUUACCUAAUUGUGUAUUACUCUACGGUGAGAUAAAGAGACUACAAACACAAAGGCGAAUUCUUUAGACACAUUUUACAUCACUGUCAACUGAGUGUUCCAGUUAUUCCAGCAAUCUCAUCACACAUAUUAAAAGUUUUUGGAACAUUAUGGCUACUUGAAUGAGGUUGUAAAAAUGUGACAUUACUUUCAGGGUGGCAUCCAGACUUUUAGAAAUUGUUUUCCAAUAAUCUCUAUCAGAGGAUUGUUUUAAGGUUCUGCAUUUUCUUACUUUCCAUGGGCAUUUGCGACUAUGCAGUGACAGUCAUCAGUCCAUUCCAGUCCGAGUUCAGUUUGUUCUAGUUUUGUUAUGUAGCCUACAUUAGGCUGUGGAAUUUACACACAGAUAACAGGAAAGUACAACUCGUAAGUUAGUUCUAAAUCCUUGAAGUUCAACUCAAAAUGUUUUCCAUAUUUCCCGACAUUACAAAUGUAAUAAUUGACUUUUAGUUCAUCUUAAAAGUAUAUCUUGUAAUAAAAAUUCUGUUUGGAAACUGGUUCAUUUGCACAAUGAAGUUUUUUUUUGAAACGUAAUUUCUGCUUUGUACAUUUUCCAGUUAAUAACAUUUUACCAUUUCUUUAUUUUUUAUGUUAUAACCACUGCUAUAAAUAUAAGUCCACAAAGUGUUACAUUUUCAUGAAUUUUGAAGUUUGUGUGAAGAUGUCUUAAACAAAUUCCACCUGUUGUUUUGUCUUUAAUCUUAAUUUGAAGGUUUUCUCUUGACUUGUGUUGCUAGGAGAAAAUUUUCUUAUAGAUAAAACUGGUUCAUAUAUAAUCAAAUCAAAAUGUCACGUAAAGUUCUGUUUGACCACAUUUUUCUUACCUCUUUCUAUAUUUCUCAGUUUUACCUCUUAAAGAAUGUGUGCAUUUUGCUCUUGUGUGAACUUGCAGCAGUUCUGGUUUGGGAUUUAGAAGGAAAGGAAGCUUUGUCUUACAUCCUUGCCCCUCUCCUUUCUUCUUUUCUACUUUUGUGUGGAGGAUACAUGGACCAAGUUUCACAUCUUUGUUUUAAAAUAAAAUCUAUGUCAGUGAGGUCAGGACAAGUACAUACCUGAAUCCUUGCUGCUAGACGCAGAAGACGCACAGGAGGGAGUCUCCAUGGACAAGGACACUGGUACUUUGGGCACUAGCCAUAUUCAUGUUUUUGAAACCACCAAUAUAGAAUGAAUACAUAAUUUAUAUCAUUGAUCUUGUGAUUCUUUUCAAAUCACACUGAACGUUUAGCUGUAUUUUCAUGUUUGGUUUAAUAUUGUUGUAUGAAUGAAAAGCUUAAAAGGGAUGAUAGUGUUUAUUUUUUAAUUUAUUUGGUACUGUCAAACACCUUUUCAGAAUGAGCAAAUGCUGCAUAUGCAUUUUGGAAUUGUUAUUAUGUGAAAGAUAUUACAAAUUCAGCAAGAAGGGAAAUUUGUGCUUCCUUGUUGAACAUUAAAUUAUUUUACUUUGCAUUUUAUAAAGUACAAAUUAAAACUGAGCCAUUGAAUUGCAAUAAAUCAACAAUAGUGUCUCAUUUCAAGAAACUUUUUGUAUUGUACAUAGAUUUGUUCAAUAAAACAUUGUCCUUGUUGAUAA